Molecule: messenger RNA, 486 nt
Organism: Rotaria sp. Silwood1
Lineage: Eukaryota; Metazoa; Rotifera; Eurotatoria; Philodinida; Philodinidae
Source: the annotation of a GenBank genome assembly
AUGCGUCUUCUCUUGGUAAUACCUGAUCAAACGAUGCGUACUAAAUUUCAGACUUUAUCGCCGACUUCAGUCGACAAUUCAUCACCUCUACUGAUUGUGCCUUGGAUUGAACAGCAACAUGUACUAACACAUCCUUCUAUUCGUAUAUUUAUCGGGCAUGGUGGAUUGCAUAGUGUUGGCGAGGCGGUGUACGCACAUAUUCCAAUGAUAAUAAUACCUGGCUUAGGCGAUGCACCUGCUAGGGCAGCUGCGAUCAUGGAAGCUAAGAUCGGUUACGCAAUUGAAAGAGAUGCACUCACAGCCGAGCGACUUGCUACUUAUAUAAAAAUGAUUCUUGCAGAUUAUGACAGCAUUGUUUCACGUCUUCGUCGAAUACAUCAUAUCGAUGAACUCGAAGGAGGAAUGCAGCGAGCUGCUACAUUGAUCGAUAACUGGUUGGGAAAUACAGGCUCAAUAACUAUUAUAAAAAAAUCACCUCAAUGUUAA